GUGUUCACUGAUCCACCGGAAACUUUAUAUCAAAUUUUGACAAUGCAUCCAAUUCCAACUCUUCCAGCCAAACCAUCACCCAAUAUACUAUACAGCUUACAAGCAGAGCAAGAAGAACUUCGUAAGAUUGAUGAAGCUUACAGAAAAGUUCAAGAGCAAAUGACUUUAUAUAAAAAUAGAAAUGAUAAAAUAACAAAGGAAUUAGAAGAAGUUAAAGCAGAGUUAGAACGUACCAAAAAGUAA
Dentiscutata heterogama is the source of this 243-nucleotide messenger RNA. The record is from the annotation of a GenBank genome assembly. Lineage: Eukaryota; Fungi; Glomeromycota; Glomeromycetes; Diversisporales; Gigasporaceae.